This is a messenger RNA of Aspergillus vadensis CBS 113365, 681 nucleotides long. RefSeq lists its product as uncharacterized. The transcript is spliced from 2 exons. The record is from RefSeq and is a predicted model, not a curated record. The coding region runs from base 1 to 681 and encodes 226 amino acids. Lineage: Eukaryota; Fungi; Ascomycota; Eurotiomycetes; Eurotiales; Aspergillaceae.
AUGACAUUUGGCCAUAACUCUGACUGGUUUGUCCGGGCGAGCAACAACACACCGUUUGAAAAUGCCAAAAUACUUUUACGAGCAGUAAACGAGGAAAGACGUGAACACCACAAGGCAAUAUGCUUGGCGGAAACAGAUAAACAGUAUAGGGACAUAUUGGAUGAUACAAUCGGUAUCAUCUUUCUUGGAACGCCCCAUCAAGGGUCCAAUGUUUCGCAAUUUGGAGCCUUCAUAGCACGCUUGACAUGGGUAUUUGGAUCAAGCGCAAUACUACUGAAAGGUCUCUACAGGGAUAACCCUCAUCUAUCCGACUUGCAAGAACGAUUCAUGAGCGUUGUCAGGAGAAGAAAAGACAUUAAGCUCGUCACGAUGUAUGAGAAGCACCAUACGUACUUUGCUCAACUUAUUUAUCUAGGCUUUGUGAGUACGAUCACUACACGCUCUACAUACCACGAAUACUUACAAAAAAUGAAAAAGAUUGUCGAGAGGAAUGCUGCAGUGCUUGAUAUGGCCGAAAACAUUGCAGUUGAGAAAGAUCAUAUGGGGCUGAACAAAUGUGCCUCACCAGAUGAUCCGGCAUAUGACGCAAUUUGUCAAGGAAUCAAUAAAAUACGGGACCAUGCAGAGAGCAGAGGCUGGAAGAAAAAAUAUUUAAACUGGUCCGAGAGCCCAAGGCUCUAG